Messenger RNA from Labeo rohita (rohu), 1208 nucleotides. RefSeq lists its product as uncharacterized. The transcript has 6 exons. NCBI's taxonomy places the organism in Eukaryota, Metazoa, Chordata, Actinopteri, Cypriniformes, Cyprinidae. The record is from RefSeq and is a predicted model, not a curated record. The coding region runs from base 33 to 950 and encodes 305 amino acids.
UCAUUACAUACUUAAAUAUAUUAGUAUUCACCAUGAAACUGAAUAUUAAAUCAAUAAUAUUUUUGUUAAUCGAUUUCCAUGCAACAACAGAAGUCCUACAUUUGAGGAGAGCGUGGAUGCUCUGCUGUUGUCUUUGGCACUCUGUGCCUGGGCUGAACAAGGUGCAAUUGACGACUGACAGCCUGACUGGGGACUUGGCAGCAAAGAUCCUGUCCAUGUGUCAUACAUGUCCCAGUCUCCAUAACAUCUGUUUGCAGGUGGAGUACAGUAAGAGAUACAGUGAGCUCAAUGUGUGUUCCUCUCUCAGUGUCACCAGAAACACAGACUCUACCUUGUCAGUUGACAUCCAGUUGGCCCGUGAUGGCAUGACUGAAAUAUCUCCAUCAUUCAUUUCAUUCACAUCACCACAUUCAGAGAUUCCUAAACUGGAUGGACGAGAACUCUUUGAAACUCUUGACAUCCUUAAAGAUUUAGAAGAAGGAUGUGAAGAGCAUGAAGAGCUUGUGGGCGAUUUGAUGUCCACCUUGCUCUCCGUUCCUGGUCUGCAGAAGGUCAGACUCAAGAUCAGCAGUUUAACAGAGAACUGGGUGAGGAGGACUCUUUCCCUAACUGAAAUCUGUCCCAGUUUUCAGGAGAUCAGAUAUGACUGCAUAGAUAGUGGAGGCUUGUUGUUGGAGGAGGUGGAGAGGAUUCUGCAGAGCUCUCAGAUGGAUUCAGAUUGCAGGAUAAUUAUCACAGGGAUAAAGCGCAGUAAAGCCACUGAUGGUUGGACUGAAAUCAUGAUGGACACAUCCAGAUCAUCGUCAGCCUCUGAUGAGAAAGUGAAGGUCACCUUCUGCAGGAACUCUCUCACAAGACUAUUCACAAUAGAUAACAUUGAGACAGAAGACACCAAUGAUGAGGAGCCUGAGGAACCUGAGGAUGAAGACUUUAUCUUUCUAAGUCUUUAGAAAAUCUUAGAAAUCUUUAUCUAAGUCUGUUUAUCAAACACAUUGUUUAUCAUAUCUUUACUCAUUAUUUUGAGUGAAAGCAUUUUAAAGUCAUGUAGAAAAAUGUAAAAACUGUGCCUUUACUUUAUAUUGUAAAAUUAAAUUAACCAUGAAAAAAACUGGUGUCAUAAAAUAGAUACUGAAUACACAGGUGCACAUCGGUUAAAAGAGUCCAGAACAUGUACUCUUGAGUCUUUUCAAGUGUUGGAGUCUUGUUGA